CCGGGCGCAGAGGGCAACUGGUGUGGGCAGCUGUCCUCAGCAUCGCAGCCCCUGGUUCAGACGCUCUGCUGGGGGUGCAAGAAGGACAUGGCCUGCCUCCCUGGGAACCCACAAUCUCGGGGAAGGAGGAAGACAAUGUUCUCACAGUGUGCUGGAUUCAGGGCAGGAAGACACAGGGGACCGUGGUACUUUGGAGGAAGGGCAAUUCACCUAGCCUCCCCGGGUCAAAGACAACCUCUUCCAGGAGGAUCCUCUCCUCCCAUGAAAAGACAAUCUUCAAUGUCAAUGCUCUGAAAAUUCUCAAAGUGUUCUAAAAAUGGUUUUCCCUGCAGGGAGGGACUGGUUGGAAUGGGCAUGGGAGCCUCCCCUUUGGGCCCAGAAGACCCUACGGCCUGACCUUCUGGAAAUUGGAGCUUACACUAGAAGCCUGCCUAAUUGCUUCAGGUUUAGACUCCCAGGCAGCAGUGAUGUUUCUGCAAGAACUGUCUUCUUUGUUCUCAGAGGUCUGUGAUAGAAGCUUCAGGUUUGUGUUACUGGCGCCCAGAGGCCGUGCGGUUUUGAUUAUUUCCCUCCUGUCUGCAGCCAUGGCUUAGAAAGAGAGAUGUUGGGGUUCCUAAGACCAGCGCUGAGGUGGAGGUGACCUCUCAUGGGCUUUCAGAGGAGGCUGGGCCUUUUGCUGACUGGCCUGACCGUGGGGCGGCUGCUGCUCUUCAGCUGGGUGCCGCUUGCUCAGCCGACCUCUCUCUCAGCACUGGCCCACCACCCCGACUUGUGCCAGACCACCUGGGACGCUGAUGGCCGCUACUAUCCCGGUUUUUUCUGUCCCCGGCUCUCUGAUACCCCGGAGGAAGCCUACUGCUGCCGCCUGCAGGCUGCAGGGGGCUCCUGCUGCACCCGGGCUGAAUUUGAGGCCUUGCACCAGGUCAACCUGUCCGCCCUUCCGCCCCCACCCAUCCUCAGGGGCCGGGGCCCGCUCCUAGCCCUGGGCCUCUAUACCCUGCUGCUCGUGGCCCUGAUGACCGCCGACCUCGUACACUUCUGCCGCGGUCGGGGUGGUGGCCGGCGCCGGGGCCUCUGCCGGCCUCCCUCUGGGUCCUCCGCCGCGCGCCCCCUGCAGGUCCCGGUGGGAACAGACUAG
Messenger RNA from Mirounga angustirostris (Northern elephant seal), 1138 nucleotides. Its product is annotated as protein shisa-like-1. NCBI's taxonomy places the organism in Eukaryota, Metazoa, Chordata, Mammalia, Carnivora, Phocidae. The coding region runs from base 647 to 1138 and encodes 163 amino acids. The transcript is spliced from 4 exons. The record is from RefSeq and is a predicted model, not a curated record.